Molecule: messenger RNA, 1806 nt
Organism: Oncorhynchus masou masou (cherry salmon)
Lineage: Eukaryota; Metazoa; Chordata; Actinopteri; Salmoniformes; Salmonidae
Product: pinopsin-like
Exons: 4
Coding region: 1-1176 (391 amino acids)
Biological process (GO): cellular response to light stimulus; phototransduction; G protein-coupled receptor signaling pathway
Cellular component (GO): plasma membrane; photoreceptor outer segment
Molecular function (GO): G protein-coupled photoreceptor activity
Source: RefSeq, a predicted model, not a curated record
AUGGUAGUUGAGAGCGGCAACUUCAAUUUUAGCACCGAUGACAGCUCCGGGACGAACCUCAGCCCGAAAGACAGUGUCCGCGACACUCUCACGUCCAGGGACCAGUCCGACCUCGGCAGGACAGGGCACACAGUGGUAGCCGUGUUUCUCGGUGUCAUUUUCCUGUUAGGAUUCCUCAGCAAUUUAUUCGUCCUUCUCGUCUUUGCGCGAUUUCAGGUGCUGAGGACGCCCAUCAAUCUCAUCCUGCUCAACAUCAGUGUGAGCGACAUGCUGGUGUGUAUCUUCGGAACUCCCUUUAGUUUUGCCGCGAGCCUCUAUGGCAGAUGGCUCAUUGGAGCUCAUGGGUGCAAAUGGUACGGUUUCGCCAACUCGCUUUUCGGCAUCGUUUCUCUAGUAUCCCUGGCAAUCCUCUCCUACGAGCGCUACUCCACGAUAUUGUGUUACACAAAGGCUGACCCGUCUGACUACAAAAAGGCCUGGCUGGCUAUCGCGGGCGCCUGGCUCUACUCCUUGGUGUGGACGGUGCCACCUUUCUUUGGCUGGAGCAGCUACGGUCCAGAGGGGCCAGGAACCACGUGCUCAGUGCAGUGGCACCAGCGCUCUUCUGGGAACAUCUCCUAUGUCACCUGCCUCUUCAUCUUCUGCCUCCUGCUUCCCCUGCUGCUCAUGAUGUUCUGCUAUGGGAAGAUCCUCUUUGCCAUCCGUGGGGUAGCCAAAAUCAACCAGUCGUCUGCACAGCGGCGGGAGACCCAUGUGUUGGUGAUGGUUGUCUCCAUGGUGUCCUGCUACCUGCUGUGCUGGAUGCCCUACGGGGUGGUGGCUCUGCUGGCCACCUUCGGCCAGGUUGGCGUGGUCAGCCCCACCACAAGCAUUGUCCCCUCCAUCCUUGCCAAAAGUAGCACCUUUCUCAACCCUGUCAUAUAUGGGCUUUUAAAUAACCAGUUCUACAGGUGCUUCCUGGCCUUCAUGAGCUGUGGGUCAGAGGCAGCAGGCAGCCACACCCUCCACACCCUGCCCAGCAGCCGAGUGGUUGGCCCUAAUGGCAACUCUCCAGCCCCAGAGGAGCCUGGUACACGCGAGCCUCUGGACGGCAGUGGGACCUCCUCGAAGACUCAGACACAUGGCCAGCAGAGAGACAAACGUGACCUGGUCCUGGUUGUGCACUACACCCCUUGAGGAACAGAGGUAUUUUGGGCAUUGGAGAAAAAGCCCACUCCCCUGCUCAUUAAAGCCUAAACACAUGGUGCCCCACACUGCAACAUAUGAUAUGAUAGAGGAAGUUAUCUAUUCGGCUGCAAACUGGAGAAGCAUUAAGUAUCUCUCUUUUCGUUAGAUGGUGUAAUUUGUCACCUGGAUGUGUAAAUGCUCUGUCAUUUAUAUCGCAGCAACCUUUUCCGUCACCCUGCGGUUGAGUGUGUGCUGUUCGGCCACAAGGUGGCAGCCUGCUGUAACAUUGACCUAUGCUGGAGUCUGUAGAGAUAAACAUUCAUCCGUCUUAGUAAACCCAGCCCUUACAUACCACCAGAUGUAAGAUCUCCUGUAUAUACUAUUUGUACCAAGUGGUCGGUGAGUUGAUGUGGCUGCAGAACUUGAUGGCAGUGUUUCCGAUGUAGAUUAUGAGAUGGCAACCCAUUGUUCAUCACGGGUUCUCUCUCUCACAUGUAACUAGAACCUGGAUGCCUUGUUGUGUAAGCAUGUUCAAACACAGUAACAUUCACAACGCUCCCGCUAUUCAUGUUGAGAAUCACCAUUCUUUUACAAGAUGGAUGUCACAUUAUUAAGAGGCUCUGAUAAGGGGCUCCUAAC